UCUGUAUGACAUAUUAGCACGUACUAUGCACAGCACCGGACUGCGGGCCAGUAUUCAGCUAAGGGAAAUUCAGUAAGGUCUUAGAGAGUGCUAUCUUUAAGCUUCCUCUUUGCGUAAUAAACCGUGAAGGGAUAAGCAAGCCAAUGGUAGCGAGGUUGAUACUCUCAAAGUUGAAACAAGACAAUGCGAACGAACGGCCUCUCUGCUAUGCUAUCGCUCAAACAACAAAUUACCUCGUCGGCACUGUUGAACUUGGUAGCACUUUACAGCAAGAGUUCAGCGAGGCACUUGCAGCAGCGGCUGCACAGUCAAUGUUUCUCUGGAAUCUUCUUUCCAAACUCGAACCUACGGAGAACAAGGUCUCUUGCACUCAAACGAUGAAGGAUACCGCACUCAUAGCAGCUAUACGUGCUAAGCGAGUUGUUGUUGUUAAGGAUUUGCUUGAAAUGGGUGCAAAUGCUGCCGCCAAGACCCGGUUUUUCGGCGAGCCUCUUGCUUCAGCAGCCAGGAUAGGAUGUACUGAUAUACUUCAAAUCCUUCUUGUUUCACGAGAUUGGUUGGCUUCUGGCGAAUACUUCACACAUCUUCGUUACAAGCAUGCUAUAGAGGCGGCUGCGGAAACUGGCCAAAAGGAGACCCUGCUGAUGUUGCUGGAAGUCAACAAUAACGAGCUGCAGUUAGCAUCCACAUACGAUCGCGCCAUCAUCAAAGCCACCAGGGCCGCACAGGAAUCGACAGCAAAACUACUCUUGUGUCAGCGAAGUCCCAACUCCCAUUCUGAGAAUAAAACAUUCUGGCUAGACCUUGUUCGAACAAUGGUCAGAGGCAACUGCCGGGAGUUCUUACAAGAAACAUGGGUUGAAGCUUCCUUGGCCAUCGGUGAGGGGUCUUUAGGCCUCUUACUUGAAGACGCGUGCCGGCAUGGUCACGUUGGAAUUGUUCAGUUCCUACUUUCUAAGGUUUCUGACCUAACCCUAAACGAUUUCAACGGCGGUUUGUUUUGGGCAGCUCGUUCUGGAUAUACUGCUUUAGUCGAUAUCCUUAUCGAGUUUCUGGCAUGCAACGACAAAGCAGUUAUCAAAGCAUUGGCUGGUGCGGCCUCUAGCAACCAACAUGAUCUAUUCUGUCAUCUCUUGGAAAGGCUCAGCAUCAAGAGGACCGACAACAGCCGGACUAUCCAGUUCUCUGACGCAAUUCGCCUGAUCUAUCCACAUCUGCCACCACAAACACCAUCUCGAUCAGGUGUCAAUGGCGAUUCUCUGUUGUUCCAUCGAUGCCAGACGCUAGAAGAGAAAGCUGCCUUGGAGAAUGCAAUCAAAUCAGGAGAUCUAGAAGGUGUUGUUGCAAUACUAAGCAAACGUCCUGCCGAGAAUCCCAACAAUAAUCCCGAUCUGCUUUUGGGUAUAUGUCUGGAUGCAGUCCGGUAUAACCACCCCGAUAUUCUCUUCUAUCUUUACGAGAAUGGCGAACCUCAUUUCCUUUCUCAAUGCACAGAAUCCACUGCAAUUUUGCAAAUAUACAUGGAUUUUGGUUGGGACAUCAAUCAACCAGACACCGGGGUUCAUCAUACACGAUUUGCGUACGCUGCUCUACCCAGCUUGAUGCCUCUGCUAACUCAGACCAGACAGUUUGUCCACGAUGAGCACCUCACAAGGUGGCUCCUCAGUGUUGGAGCCGAUCCCACUGCAAGAGCCGAUUAUGAUGUCACAGCAAUUUCAAUAGCAGCCAUUCACUCCUCUUUAUCAAUCUUUGAAUUACUACUGGAAAGAGGUGGGAACAUCGACAACGGCCAAUUGCUACAUAGAGCCAUAAAACGCGACGACAUAGACCAACUCGAACGCAUCGAAAUCCUUCUAGAUCUAGGUUGUCCAAUUGAUGCAAUUCUGUAUGAGAACCACCAAUGGUCUCAAAUGAUGCACAAAGCGAUAGGAGCUGGAACCCCGUUGUUCGACGCAGCAGCAAAAGGCAAGGACGACGUAGUAGAAUAUCUUCUUCAACGGGGCGCAAAUCCUGCCAUCAAAAACACGCACGGGAAAACUGCACUCCAAGCUGCUGAAGCUGGAGGACAUACUAGAGUUUUUGAGAUCAUCAAGAGAUGGGAUCAUUGAAUUUCUUUGAGAGCUAUGGAGUUCUUCCUAGGG
Molecule: messenger RNA, 2141 nt
Organism: Dothidotthia symphoricarpi CBS 119687
Lineage: Eukaryota; Fungi; Ascomycota; Dothideomycetes; Pleosporales; Dothidotthiaceae
Product: ankyrin
Exons: 2
Coding region: 144-2108 (654 amino acids)
Molecular function (GO): protein binding
Source: RefSeq, a predicted model, not a curated record